Messenger RNA from Emys orbicularis (European pond turtle), 2999 nucleotides. It is a transcript of the gene CBL, whose product is annotated as Cbl proto-oncogene. Gene Ontology annotation, cellular component: plasma membrane; membrane raft. The coding region runs from base 1 to 2712 and encodes 903 amino acids. The record is from RefSeq and is a predicted model, not a curated record. Gene Ontology annotation, molecular function: SH3 domain binding; ubiquitin protein ligase activity; receptor tyrosine kinase binding. NCBI's taxonomy places the organism in Eukaryota, Metazoa, Chordata, Testudines, Emydidae. The transcript has 16 exons. Gene Ontology annotation, biological process: cell surface receptor signaling pathway; negative regulation of epidermal growth factor-activated receptor activity.
AUGGCGGCCCCUCUGAAGAAGGGCCCGGGCGGGCUGAUCGGGCUGAUGAAGGACGCGUUCCAGCCGCAUCACCACCACCUGGGCCCGCACCAGCCCGGCGCCGUGGACAAGAAGAUGGUGGAGAAGUGCUGGAAACUCAUGGACAAGGUGGUGCGUUUAUGUCAGAACCCAAAACUGGCACUGAAGAACAGCCCACCCUAUAUUCUAGAUCUGCUACCUGAUACGUAUCAGCAUCUACGAACCAUCCUGUCACGCUAUGAGGGGAAGAUGGAGACCCUAGGAGAAAAUGAGUACUUCAGGGUCUUCAUGGAGAACCUGAUGAAGAAGACCAAACAGACCAUCAGCCUCUUUAAGGAAGGGAAGGAGAGGAUGUAUGAGGAGAACUCUCAGCCUAGGCGUAACCUGACAAAAUUGUCCCUGAUAUUCAGCCAUAUGCUGGCGGAACUGAAAGGCAUUUUCCCAAGUGGCCUCUUCCAAGGAGAUACGUUCCGGAUCACCAAGGCAGAUGCUGCAGAGUUCUGGAGAAAAGCUUUUGGGGAAAAGACUAUUGUCCCAUGGAAGACCUUCCGCCAGGCCUUGCAUGAGGUGCAUCCAAUCAGUUCAGGACUAGAGGCCAUGGCCCUGAAGUCGACUAUUGACUUGACAUGCAAUGACUACAUUUCAGUGUUUGAAUUUGAUAUCUUUACCCGACUCUUUCAGCCAUGGUCCUCUUUGCUCAGGAACUGGAAUAGCCUAGCAGUGACUCAUCCUGGUUACAUGGCAUUCCUAACUUACGAUGAGGUGAAAGCACGGCUUCAGAAAUUCAUCCACAAACCUGGCAGUUACAUAUUCCGAUUGAGCUGUACGCGACUUGGUCAGUGGGCCAUCGGUUACGUCACUGCAGAUGGGAACAUUCUCCAGACUAUCCCCCACAACAAACCUCUUUUUCAAGCGCUGAUAGAUGGCUUCAGGGAAGGCUUUUAUUUAUUUCCUGAUGGUCGGAAUCAGAAUCCUGACCUGACCGGUUUAUGUGAGCCUACACCUCAGGACCACAUUAAAGUUACACAGGAACAAUAUGAAUUGUACUGCGAGAUGGGCUCCACGUUCCAGCUGUGUAAAAUUUGUGCUGAAAAUGACAAGGACGUGAAGAUUGAGCCAUGUGGACACCUGAUGUGCACUUCCUGUCUCACUGCAUGGCAGGAAUCGGAAGGUCAGGGCUGUCCUUUCUGCCGUUGUGAAAUCAAAGGCACGGAGCCCAUUGUAGUCGACCCAUUUGAUCCCAGAGGAGGAGGAGGAUUGUUGCGGCAGUGUGCAGAGGGAGCUCCCUCCCCAAACUAUGAUGAUGAUGAAGAUGACAGGGCGGAUGAUUCCCUCUUCAUGAUGAAAGAAUUGGCUGGUGCUAAGGUUGAGCGCCCUCCUUCUCCAUUCUCUGUGGCUCCACAAGCCUCACUUCCCCCAGUACCCCCACGACUAGAUCUUCUGCAGCAACGUGUGUCCAUCCCUUCUGGAGCUUCCAGCCCUGGGACCACUUCCAAGGCUGCUCCUGGUCCCCUCCACAAAGAUAAACCUUUGCCGGUACCUCCAACGCUCAGAGAUCUCCCACCACCGCCCCCACCAGACAGGCCAUAUUCCAUUGGGGCAGAGAGCCGACCUCAGAGACGUCCUUUACCCUGUACACCAGGAGACUGUCCUUCCAGAGACAAAUUACCCCCCGUACCCUCCGGCCGUCAGGGGGAGCCCUGGCCAUUGCGGCCAAUUCCAAAAGCGCCGUCUGCAGCUCUCAGUCCUAGUGACCCUUGGGCAGGAAGAGAGUUGACGAACCGGCACUCACUCCCAUUCUCACUCCCAUCUCAGAUGGAUUCCAGAUCUGAUGCUCCUAGGCAUGGGAGUACGCUCAGCUUAGACACCACAGCGAACUUGAACAGUGGUCCCCCAACAGGCUCAGACUAUGAGCACCCCAAAAUAAAACCCUCUUCAUCUGCCAAUGCUAUCUACUCUCUAGCGAUCAGACCACUGCCUGUGCCAAAACUGCAACCCGGGGAACAGUCUGAAAGCGAUGAGGAUACUGAAUACAUGUCACCAUCCUCUCUGCCUCUGGUGCCACCUGGUCCUGCCCUACAAAAACCAGAGAUCAAACUGCCUUUGGAAAUGACUCCUGGUUUACGAGAGUUGGAGUGUGACCAGACAAAUAAUGUCUGUAUGUAUGAAGCUAUGUACAACAUUCAGUCCCAGGCAACAUCCUCUGACUUGGAGACCACCAACACUUCUGAUGAGGGGGAUAUGGCUGCAGCCAAUGCCAGCAAUGGCCCAGAAGAGUCUGAGAAUGAAGAAGAUGGAUAUGAUAUCCCCAAACCACCUUUACCAAUUGCCACAGCUCGUCGCACGCUGUCUGAUAUCUCUAAUGCCACGUCUGCCUUCAGCCGAAUGUCUCUGGAUUAUGAUCCCAUCACAGGUUCUUCCGAUGGCUCUCAAGUUCCAGAAAGGCCGCCGAAGCCCUUACCGCGGAGGAUAAACUCUGAACGGAAAGCCGGGAGUUGUCAGCAGGGUGGCGCUGGCGGUGGCACCAGCACAUCGCCCCAGCUUUCCAGUGAGAUUGAGAACCUUAUGAGCCAGGGAUACUCAUAUCAGGACAUUCAGAAAGCACUGGUCAUUGCACAUAACAAUAUUGAAAUGGCCAAGAAUAUUCUCCGGGAAUUUGUCUCCAUUUCCUCCCCUGCACACGUGGCCACAUAGCACAUCACCUCCCUGCCUACAACUUCAGUGGACCAACUGCCUGGGCAGCCCACAGCCCAGCUGCAACCGCAAGGAGGAAGGGGUUCCUUGAGAGACUUUGUGCUGAAUUCAGCCCUGCCUCUUAAGAGAAUCAGUUAUCAGGUUUCUGUGGUUCCAGAUUUCAAAGCAAUGGAAUGAAACCGAGCGGAUAGAUGUGUAUACAGCGUGUGUCUUGGCAUCGUUUUGGAAUCCUUCACCCCCGCCUCUUGUCUGGGAGUACAGAUUUGUUUCAAAGGGCAUUGGUAGAA